UACAGAGAAACAGCUCUCAGUCUGAACAGCUCAAAGACAGAGGAGCUUCUUUUCAGGUCAGGUGAAAGACCAACAAUACUGUUGCAAAGGAUUUUAGUGUGUUACCAUGACCCUUAUAAAAGCCUUGUUGUAUUUGGGAGCAUAUGUGACUACUUGGAGCAUAACCACAGGUGGCGGUUCUGUCCCCACAGCACAGAAUGUUCGUUGGAAAUCCCUGGACUUUAAAACCAUUCUGACCUGGACUGUCGAAAAGUCUGAGUAUACAUACACUGUCCAGUACUUUGACGGAGAAAAUGGAGACUGGAUAACGGCUCAGGACUGCAUCGAUAUAUCAGAAGUUGAAUGUGACUUGACUAAGGAACUCAUGCCACUGGACAGGAACUAUGAAGCUGAUAUAAAAACAGAAUCUGAUCAAUCUGAUUAUGGCAUGGACUACGACUUCCCUCACACUUAUUCCCCAAAGUUCAACCCCUACAGAGAGAGUAACAUCAGUGUUUUGGAAUUUUCUCUGAUGGAUGUUAAUGAGAGCACAGUCAUUCUCAACAUCACACAUCCACUGACCUCCAUCAUUAAGCGACAGAAGCAGCAGACCCUCAAAGACAUUCUCCAAACUGAUCUCAAGUAUAAGAUCAGCUACUACAAGUCUGGAAGCACAGGAAAGAGAGAAAAGAUUUUCGACUCCAGCACACCAGAGAUGUCCGGACUGGAUCCUGGACAGAGCUACUGCUUCAUGGUGGCAGCUUUCAUUCCCUCCCGACCUAAAGCCACCCAGCAUGGAGCCUGGAGCGCACCGCAGUGUAGACAAGGAGACACACAUGUGCUGCAAGAUUUGAGCCUUGGAGCUUGGGUUGGUAUCAUCUUCAUCUUAAUAACAGUCCUCAUCAUCUUCAUCACCACAACUGUCCUCUGUUGCAGAAGAAACCAGAGAAGACACAAAAGCCUGCAAACAUCUCAGUCAUUGGUACUGAGAUAAAGGUGCAUACUGUGUUGUAUUUAUCAUUUAAGGUAAUGGUGAAAUACAAGAGUGCACGUCAGAAGUGAUCAUUUAGGUUUAGGUCCGUACUGUUUUAAACAGCCAUGAUAAAUUGGAUGUAGUGCUUAAAUGUUGGUUUUUAUAAUGCACAAAGCCUUUCUGUAUAGAAAACGUUUUAUGUUGUUUAUGCACUAUGUUCUUUAUUUUUGUAUUACUUCAAGUGUAUUAAUACUGCUAUUUGGUUUUUAUGUUUUAUUGUUAAAUAAAACAAGAAAAAAAUG
Molecule: messenger RNA, 1254 nt
Organism: Fundulus heteroclitus (mummichog)
Lineage: Eukaryota; Metazoa; Chordata; Actinopteri; Cyprinodontiformes; Fundulidae
Product: tissue factor
Exons: 7
Coding region: 107-973 (288 amino acids)
Biological process (GO): blood coagulation
Cellular component (GO): membrane
Molecular function (GO): protein binding
Source: RefSeq, a predicted model, not a curated record